AUGACACCAAAAGAGGGUCUGUUCCAGGCACAGACGUCUCGCUACCUCAGUGAGUUUGAAGAGCUCUCUAUACUUGGAAAAGGAUCCUAUGGCAAAGUCUUCAAGGUUAAAAACAAGCUGGAUGGACAGAAGUAUGCUGUGAAGAAAAAUCUCAUCAACAAUGUUUCAAGGGAAGACUGCAUGAAGGUUCUCAGAGAGGUGAAAGUGUUAUCCAGUCUUCAGCACAUCAAUGUAGUAGGCUACCACACUGCCUGGAUGGAGCAUAUCACACAUGCUUUUACUAAUCCUUAUGGGGCUGUGGACACGAAACAAACCCUCAGCAUUCUACAUAAAAUACUUCAAGGUGUAGAAUACAUUCACUCUAGAGGAAUCAUGCAUAGAGACCUGAAGCCCAGGAAUAUUUUCCUGCGUGGACAUAACUGCCAUGUGAGGAUUGGAGACUUUGGACUGGCUUGCAGGGAUAAAAUGAUGGAUGACAAAGAAAAACCACCCUCCACCUCACAGAACACUGGUUCCUCUCAUACCGCUGGAGUGGGGACAUUUGUUUACGCAGCACCUGAACAACUGGAGGGUUCCCACUAUGAUUCAAAUUCAGACAUGUACAGUAUAGGAGUGGUGGCCCAGGAGCUGUUCCAGCCCUUUGGGACAGAGAUGGAGCGUGUUCAGACGCUAGGGGACCUCCGAGGGAAGGUCCCAGACUCCUUCUCCCAGCGCUGGCCUGUCCUGGCCAAGUACAUCACACUGCUGACUAGCAGAGACCCCAAUCUAAGACCCAGCGCCACACAGCUGCUGCAGAGCAAGCUGUUCAGCAGCAAAGACAUGGUAUGGAUGACUAGGCUGGCUGGGAAUGAGACUGAUUGUUUAAAGUUUUAUUAGUCAUAUGUACAGGAUACACAUAGUAUACGCCGUUGAAUGAAAUGGUUACUUGCAGGUUCCUUCUUGACAAUGCAACAACAAUAAGAAAUAAUAAAAGAUAAGAAUACAAA
This is a messenger RNA of Oncorhynchus gorbuscha (pink salmon), 986 nucleotides long. Its product is annotated as eukaryotic translation initiation factor 2-alpha kinase 1-like. Gene Ontology annotation, biological process: protein phosphorylation. The record is from RefSeq and is a predicted model, not a curated record. Gene Ontology annotation, molecular function: ATP binding; protein kinase activity. Lineage: Eukaryota; Metazoa; Chordata; Actinopteri; Salmoniformes; Salmonidae.